Messenger RNA from Balaenoptera musculus (blue whale), 1666 nucleotides. It is a transcript of the gene SLC60A2, whose product is annotated as major facilitator superfamily domain containing 4B. Lineage: Eukaryota; Metazoa; Chordata; Mammalia; Artiodactyla; Balaenopteridae. Gene Ontology annotation, biological process: transmembrane transport. The record is from RefSeq and is a predicted model, not a curated record.
GCGGCUGUUCCCGGCCGAGGCCCCAGAGGAGAAUGAGCCGGAGGCGGUGGCGGGCUCCCGGCGGAGCGGCCGGACUGGAAGCAUGCUGCGCUGGUUCAUCACCGUCCUCCUGUGUGCCGCCUUCCUGGGGCUGGGAAUGAGUGUCGCUAUACUGGGACCCACGUUUCAAGAUUUGGCAACAAAUGUGAACCGCAAUAUCAGCAGUCUUUCUCUGAUUUUUGUGGGCCGUGCCUUUGGAUAUUUGGGUGGCUCUGUGAUUGGUGGAGUUCUUUUUGACAAUAUGAAUCAUUUUCUUCUUUUGGGGGCGUCAAUGUUCGCUACCACAAUUGGUCUUUAUCUUGUUCCAUUUUGUAAGACUGCGGUGUUACUGAUUGUCGUCACGUCCAUCUUUGGUGUUUCAAUUGGCAUUCUGGAUACAGGUGGUAACGUCCUAAUCUUGGCUAUUUGGGGGGACAAAGGAGCCCCCCAUAUGCAGGCCUUACACUUCAGUUUUGCAUUGGGUGCCUUUUUGGCUCCCCUGCUGGCUAAAUUGGCAUUGGGCAGGAUGGUGUCUGCUGAAAACCACACAGAGGCUGACUUUAACCAUUCUGCCUUCAACCAGUCAUCUGAAGCUGACUCAGAAUCUCUACUUGGAAUACCUGACGAUACGAAUUUACUGUGGGCUUAUGCUGUUAUCGGUGCUUAUAUUUUUGUAGUUUCUCUCUUUUUUUUCGCUCUGUUUGUAAAGAAAAGCUCAAGGCAGGAAAAAGCAAAAGCAUCUGCUCAGAGGUUUCGAAGAGCUAAAUAUCACAAUGCCCUUCUUUGUCUCCUUUUUCUGUUCUUCUUUUUUUAUGUUGGAGCCGAGGUAACAUAUGGCUCUUACGUUUUCUCCUUUGCAACCAGCCAUGCUGGCAUGAAAGAAAGUGAAGCGGCUGGGUUGAACUCCAUCUUCUGGGGGACCUUUGCAGCCUGCAGGGGUAUGGCAAUCUUUUUUGCUACAUGUUUACAACCUGGAACCAUGAUUGUGUUGAGCAACAUUGGCAGCCUGGGUUCAUCUUUAUUUCUGGUGCUUUUCGACAAGAGCCGAGUUUGUCUCUGGAUAGCAACUUCAGUGUAUGGUGCCUCAAUGGCAACCACAUUUCCCAGUGGUGUGUCUUGGAUUGAGCAGUACACGACCAUCCAUGGGAAAGCUGCAGCAUUUUUUGUAGUCGGUGCUGCCCUGGGAGAAAUGGCUAUUCCUGCAGUAAUUGGAAUUCUUCAAGGAAAAUACCCUGAUUUGCCUGUAGUUUUGUACACCUGUUUGGGGUCAUCAGUAGCCACUGCUGUUUUAUUUCCUGUGCUGUAUAAAUUAGCCACCUUGCCUAUCAGUCGUCAGCAAAAAGAACACAGUAAAAGCUAGGACCAGAAAGCUUUGCUCUCUAGCUCUGGGCUAAAUGACUAUGAGGAAGAGAAUGAAGAAGAAGAUGCAGAAAAAUGGAAUGAAAUGGACUUUGAAGUGAUCGAAAUGAAUGAUACAAUGAGGAAUUCUGUAAUAGAGACAUCUAGAUAUAUUCUGAUGGAGCCCACAGCUGACGUCUCCAACCAAUCCCACUCAAAUGCGUUAAUGUUUGAGUCCUCUCCAGUUAAUAUGGGCAAGUCCCCUGUGAAUCACUUGCAAGAAACCAGGACAAAAGGGACUAAGGCCUAG